Molecule: messenger RNA, 804 nt
Organism: Bufo gargarizans (Asiatic toad)
Lineage: Eukaryota; Metazoa; Chordata; Amphibia; Anura; Bufonidae
Gene: LGALS1
Product: galectin 1
Exons: 4
Coding region: 51-464 (137 amino acids)
Molecular function (GO): carbohydrate binding; laminin binding
Source: RefSeq, a predicted model, not a curated record
GCCUGCUAUAUAUAUAGCUGAGCAGCUGCUGGAAGUCACUCUGGAGCAGAAUGAAGAUGGCGGCAGCUGGUGUGGUCGUGACCAAUCUCAAUCUGAAAGCAGGACACUGCGUGGAAAUCAAGGGCUCCAUCCCCCCGGACUGUAAAGGCUUUUCAGUAAAUUUGGGUGAAGAUGCUUCCAAUUUUCUCCUCCACUUCAACGUUCGUUUUGACCUUCAUGGAGACGUCAACAAAAUAGUCUGCAAUUCCAAGGAGGCCGAUGCCUGGGGAUCCGAACAGAGAGAGGAUGUCUUUCCCUUCCAGCAGGGGGCAGAAGCCAUGGUUUGCUUUGAGUACCAGACAGACAAGAUUAUCAUCAAGUUGGCUUCAGGAGACCAGUUCUCAUUCCCUGUCCGCAAGGUCCUGCCUUCCGUCCCGUACCUCUCGUUGGAAGGCCUGGAGUUCAAGUCCCUUACAACUGAGUAGCUGCUUUGUCCUCCUGGAUCUGCCACGUUCCCGAUCCAGCUCCAUGAAUCCGAGCAGUAUCCAAUCAGAACAAGAUGCAAUCCCAGAGGUUUCUCAGACCAGACUGUGACGCUGGAAAUGUCCAUGUUCCACCCGCUGGCCCAGUUCUGUUUAUUAUGUCCUUGAAGAUCUGUAUUAUAAGACUCCAUCUUAACAGAACUGCUGCUGCCCUCACAAACUCCAUCACAAAAGGAAACGCGUUGGAGAUGGGGGUUAGAAUGUGAACCUACUUAGGGCAGGAGCCAAUGUCAUGGAUUCUGUGUCUGUAAACCGCACAAUAAAUGUCUUCAAUGCAUAAAUA